AUGAGCCCCCACCGGCCGACCGAUUUGACAACAGGGGGCACAAACAAGCACACAUUACAUCUUAGACAAUUAUUUUUAAGAUAUGAUCAGGAUGCGACCGUAGAAGAUGAUCUAUGUGAAGAAGAGAUGAAAGCACUGGACAAGAUUCUGCAGUACCUGUCGGAUCUGGCUUCAAACUACUCUGACACAGUGACGGUAGAGUCCAUCGGGAACAGCUACGCAGGCCGCGAUCUGGAUAUCAUCAAGAUAUCCUCCGGAGGUGACGACACCAGGCCUGUUAUACUGAUCGACGCGGGCAUCCACGCCAGGGAGUGGAUCGCGCCUGCUGCUGCCCUCUAUGUCAUCAACCAGCUGGUCGAGAACCCUGCAGAAAGUGCGCUGACAGACAACGUCGAUUGGCACAUCGUCCCCGUGCUCAACCCUGAUGGUUACGAGUACACCUUCAAAGAGGACCGAAUGUGGAGGAAGACCCGAUCCACUGAAAUUACAGGAUGCGUUGGAGUGGAUGGUAACAGGAACUUUAAUUUUCACUGGAAUGAGACGGGCUCCAGCAACGACCCCUGUUCUGACACUUAUGCUGGGCCUAUGGAUUUCUCCGAGGUGGAGACCAGUUAUCUGAGGAACCACAUCAACAGGAACAUCGAUCGUAUCAAGCUCUACCUUACGUUCCACAGCUAUGGCCCUUACAUGCUUUACCCCUGGGGCUACACUAGCGAAUUGCCUGACGACUGGGAAACUCUGGACGCCUUGGGACAAGAAGCAAUUGAAGCCCAGCAGGCAGUGGGAGGGCCUAACUACACCAUUGGCAGCAUCUACAACGUCAUGUACGCAGCGUCUGGCGUGAGCAACGACUGGGUGAAAGGUGUGCCCGGAGUGAACCUCUCCUUCGUCACUGAACUGCCUGGUGGCGGAGACACAGGUUUCGACCCUCCAGCAUCCGACAUCCUCAGCAUUGUGACACCAUUCUUUGAAGCAAUUCGUGUUUUCGGACAAUAUGUUGCUGACAACUACGGAUAAAAAAAGACUGCGUGCUGAAGCAGCGUCUAUAACUGAGACUUGAUGCUUUAUAAUAAAUACUAUUUCGUGAAUCAUA
Messenger RNA from Schistocerca americana (American grasshopper), 1093 nucleotides. Its product is annotated as carboxypeptidase B-like. Gene Ontology annotation, molecular function: metallocarboxypeptidase activity; zinc ion binding. Gene Ontology annotation, biological process: proteolysis. The coding region runs from base 1 to 1017 and encodes 338 amino acids. The transcript has 7 exons. Lineage: Eukaryota; Metazoa; Arthropoda; Insecta; Orthoptera; Acrididae. The record is from RefSeq and is a predicted model, not a curated record.